This is a messenger RNA of Saprolegnia parasitica CBS 223.65, 234 nucleotides long. RefSeq lists its product as hypothetical. The transcript is spliced from 2 exons. Bases 1 to 234 code for a protein of 77 amino acids. The record is from RefSeq and is a predicted model, not a curated record. NCBI's taxonomy places the organism in Eukaryota, Oomycota, Saprolegniomycetes, Saprolegniales, Saprolegniaceae.
AUGCAACAGGAGAAGAUGCUGAUCGUCCGCACGCACGCAGACGUCCUGAGCGACGUUCGGCGCCGGCGCCCGGUGCGCGACCUCAUCCACGAGCGCGUUGGCUUCUCCACGUCGACGAUUGGCAACGUCAUUGCGCAGUGGCGGCGGGACAAGGACCCGCCCGACCUUUGCGCCGGCCGCGCCAAUUCGCCGUGGCUGCCGCCCGAACUCACCAGCACACGCGCUUGGCAAUGA